Limulus polyphemus (Atlantic horseshoe crab) is the source of this 1934-nucleotide messenger RNA. Its product is annotated as protein GPR107-like. Lineage: Eukaryota; Metazoa; Arthropoda; Merostomata; Xiphosura; Limulidae. Gene Ontology annotation, cellular component: membrane; Golgi apparatus. Gene Ontology annotation, biological process: transport. The coding region runs from base 29 to 1756 and encodes 575 amino acids. The record is from RefSeq and is a predicted model, not a curated record. The transcript is spliced from 16 exons.
AGCACUGUGCUUUUGGGAGAGGAGAAUAAUGAAGUUUGUGUGUUUUCAAAGUUUCGGGCUUCAAUUGAUUUUUAUUUUAUUUUCUGGUAUAGUGGAAGGACGGAAACACCAUUUAACAUUAACAAAAGAUGUCCGUAGAUACUUCACUGUUAGUACAUUUGGUUUCCUGAAAGGUGGAAAACUUGAUGUACAAGUGAAUGAGUUAUCAUUUGUACCCCCAAAUUUUGAAACCAAGUUUGGAUUUACUCUAAUCAGAACAAAUAGUGACAGUGUGACCCCAUAUUUGGAAAACCAUCAAGAUACAUGUCUACUCCUUGAUGACUCAUCUAGAGAUGAUACCAGUAUUAAUAUAGUUUCUUUUAUAUUGGAUUUGGGAAAACAGAUAAUUAAUGUUAACUGUAGCCAAAUGUUCUCAACACUCAUUAUUGAAAGAGAUCAGAGAUGGAACCCAGCAAGUGAAACCUCUACUCGGAAAAGACGAAACAUCGGAGAAGUAACUAGCGAUAGUUAUCUUCUUGCUCGCCGAAAAAGAGAAGAUAAAAAAAGUCAAAACACACUUUUUAACAAAACUAAAGAUGAACUUCCAAGUACAAGUACCAAUCUCAAAAGUGAAGCAGAGACUGCUGAGAAGAAUACUCUUAAUAAUGUAUGUUCUACUGUACAGAACCUACCAGUAAAUAAAACAGGAAAUGUUUACAGUUUUCAGUUUUCUGUUGUUAUUGGAGAUGAUAAGCACAAGGGACUGUAUAGCUUGUAUUUUCACAACUGUGCUAAUUAUGGAAAACAUAUGGAGAAAACUAUGGUUAAUCUAACUAUGACCAUUAAAGAAGAAAACCAAGGUACUUACUUAUCUGCUGGAGAGAUGCCCCUGCCACAUAUGUAUUUUGGACUAUCUGUAGUUUUCUUUAGUGUUGGCUGCUUUUGGAUUUAUGUCAUUAGAAAAAAGAAAGAUGAAGCUUUCAAAAUUCAUUACUUAAUGGGAUUAUUAGUCUUUCUGAAGUCCUUUUCUCUACUUUUUCAUGGGAUAAACUUCUACUUUAUAGCACGUGAAGGUUUUCACAUUGAAGCUUGGGCUGUAUUAUUCUACAUUACCCAUCUCCUGAAAGGAGCACUUCUCUUUAUCACCCUUGUGCUGAUUGGUACUGGUUGGGCAUUCAUAAAACAUAUUCUGUCUGACAAAGAAAAGAAAAUUUUUAUUAUUGUGAUACCUCUUCAGUUUCUAGCCAAUGUAGCAGAAAUCAUCAUGGAAGAGAGUGAAGAAGGAGAAGCUCAGCACACCACUUGGAGAGAAGUCUUUAUCUUGGUUGAUCUCUUGUGUUGUGGAGCUAUUUUAUUUCCUGUUGUGUGGUCUAUCAGGCAUCUUCAAGAAGCCUCUCAAACUGAUGGAAAAGCAGCCAUGAACUUGGAGAAACUUAAGCUUUUCAGACACUUCUACAUCAUGAUUGUAUGCUACAUCUACUUCACCAGGAUCAUUGUCUACCUUCUCAAGAUCACCGUGCCUUUUCAAUAUGAAUGGCUCAAUGAGUUUUUCCGUGAAACAGCCACACUUGGAUUUUUUGUUUUGACUGGUUAUAAUUUCCGCCCCACAACCAAAAAUCCUUACUUCCGAUUGUCCCAAGAUGAUCCUGAGCUAGAAAUGGAAGAAGUGAUAACUCAAACAGGAUUAACUGAAGGCAUAUCAAAAAGUGUCAGAUCAAGAGAUCCUGAAAAGGAAUGUAAAGUUUCCCAGCGAGAAAUAAGUCACGAGUUUGACUGAUACUGUAAAUCUUGCAUGCAUACAUAUUGUAAAGUUUUUUUUUGUUAUUUGUACAUCAUUAGGUCAAUUUAUCUUUUAUGUCUUCUCUUUCAUUAUUUUUUCAAACUAGAGUUUAAAAAAGUGUUCUUUUUUUUUAUUUAGUAUCUGUUUUAAAAUUAUCGUAGAAUUUUUUUGUAUA